UAAUGCUAAUACCUUCUAAUACAACAUGUUAUGAUGAGUUACGCCGGUGUUUAGCCUACUGGGGCCUAGGUAGCAGUUCAUUGAAAAGUUUCAGAACUAUUGCGGUAUUCAUCAUGCAAAAUGCAGUUGCAAAGAGAGAUUUUGGGUCUUUCCAGUCUUCAAACGUCCAGGAACUUCUCCAGCUCCCUGAGGAAGAAUAUGUAGCACCAGAUAUUAAAAUUGAGCUUCCAGAAUUUGUAAGCAGUAAGAGUUUGGAAAUUGAAUUUGGACUACCAGCUAAGAGGAAAUACUUUCUGUUAGAAGAGGAGUGUACAUUCUUGAACCAUGGUGCAUUUGGAGCAGUUCUUAGCAAUAUCCUUGAUUUAUCUCAUCGGUGGCAGAAAUAUAUGGAAAGACAACCAUUACGAUUCCUGGACAAGGAAAUAUUCCCACAUCUGGUGUAUGUCACAAGACGUCUAGCUAAGUUUGUUGGAUGUGACCCGACUGACAUUCUACUGGUAACUAAUGUAACCACGGCAACGAACAGCAUUCUACGGGGUAUCAAAUUCAAGCCUGGUGAUAUUAUCUACAGUUUGAAUUUGACAUAUGGUGCUGUAAAGAAAUUGCUAAAACACAUUGCUGAAGAAACUGGGGCUAUUAUACAAGAGGAGACUAUCAUAAUACCUAUAGAGGGCGCUCACCAGAUAAUUAAUAAAGUUAAGUCAACUAUCAAAUCUGGUACAAAGAUAGCUGUGUUUGACCAUGUUCCAAGCAAUGCUCCGUUCAUAAUGCCUAUUAAAGAGCUUAUAGCAGUCUGUCAUGAAAGGUCAGUCCCAGUGUUCAUUGACGGUGCACACGCCCUUGGUUCCCUGCCGAUUAACUUACACGAUAUUGGUGCAGAUUAUUAUUCAAGCAAUGCUCACAAAUGGUUUUGCUCUCCAAAAGGCGCUGCCUUCCUCUACGUUAGGAAAGAGCUGCAGAAGUCUGUGAGACCACUUGUCAUAUCACAUGGUUUUGGGAGUGGGUUUAACUCUGAAUUUAUGUGGUCAGGUUUGAAGGAUUACAGUCCAUUUUUAGUGCUGCCGACGAUAAUAGAUUUUUGGGAGGCAGUCGGAUUAAAGAAGAUGAGGGGGUACAUGUACAACUUAACAGAACAAGCUGCAAAUAUGCUGGUAGAGAGACUAGGAACAAGACUAGGUGCCCCUGUCAGUAUGUUUGGUACUAUGGCAUUGGUUGCUCUUCCCAAACGUCUCUAUACUAACAGAGAAGUGAACUACGACCUUGCAGAGUCAAUACAGAAGAAAUUGUCCAGUAGAUUUUCUAUAGAGGUGCCGAUAAAGAGCAUUCAAGGUAUACUGUAUGUUAGAAUAUCGUGCCAUAUUCACAACGAGAUUUCUGAAUACGAAUAUUUAGCCGAGUGCUUAUUAAAGCUCGACAAUGAAUGAUUUUAGUCUGAUUUAGAGAUUAAUAUUUUUUUUACUUGAAGGAGUUUAAAUGGGAAGUUAUGUUUAACUAUGGUCUUUAUAAAUGUCCUCACAUUGUAAGUACAUUCCAUAGGUGAUGUUAUUCAUAUCAUGCUAAACUGUAUUAAGUAAAGCCUGGAUAAAUCGGUAUCAUUCUAUAAAUAGUACAGUAUUAUGAUAUCAUUUAUUCUAUUAUUUUAAUACUGUAUAUUAAUAUAAAUUUGCACAUGUGUGUUUGACAGGUUUCUUUUAAAUUAUUUAAGACCAAUUCUAAUAUCCUGAGUUAAAAUAAUCAUCGUUGUUCGACCAUUAACCAGACAGCUGCAUCGGGCCUGAGCUGGCAGAGACGUGGAUGAAUUCACCACCGAUGGUUAGCUGACCGUUGUUCGACACACACGAGUCAUCCUUUAGAGGUCAUUGUAGUUACCACACAUCCCACUAUUUACUAAUAUUUAUCCAGAAUGGAUUAUGUAAUUUAUAAUAAUUAUGUUUCAAAAUUUCAUAAGUGAUGAAUCAUUGGUGGAUAUGGUAUAUAUUGUUAUAUUAUCAAUAUUUUACAACAAUAACACAUGACAUUGUAGAAUUUAUAAAUUGUUGUAUUUCCACACACAAUCUGUUUAUAUAUUUUGUUUAAUAAGUUAAUAAAACUGGUUUUCAAAAAUUUCUAGAAAGGUUCAUUCUUUGUUUUAUUGUUUUUUUUUGACAUUUUCAUCAUAAGGUUUUUAGUAAUCAUCAAUAAUGAAUGAGUCACGCUUGAAAUUAUGUGUAGAUUUGAAGAAAAUAUAAAUGUGAUCAUUUGAAGUAUAAAAAAUAAUAAAAUAGUUAAAAAUAAUAAAAUAGUUAAAAGAGCAAAGCUCAAGGAUGGACGUGAAGCAUAAUAUAUGUCAAAUGCAACAGGGACAUAGGCCUACACCUACACACAUUGCAGCUUAUUUUUUUAUUUAAAAAAAAAUACAGGGCUUAGAUAAUAUAUUUUACAGCAGACGGUAUCUUCAAUAUUAUA
Anneissia japonica is the source of this 2445-nucleotide messenger RNA. Its product is annotated as putative L-cysteine desulfhydrase 1. NCBI's taxonomy places the organism in Eukaryota, Metazoa, Echinodermata, Crinoidea, Comatulida, Comatulidae. The transcript has 12 exons. The coding region runs from base 3 to 1424 and encodes 473 amino acids. The record is from RefSeq and is a predicted model, not a curated record.